CUUUCGUUCCGUCCUUCUUUCUACCGCUCGUUUCACUCUCACCGAGAUCGACAACUCCUGGACUUCGAUUCUUCAUGAUUUUUCAUCGUGUCAGUUAGAACUUUCCUCGAGUUGAACUGUACUCGGCGUGACCCUCGAUUCUAUCAGUAUGUAACGUGCGUACUGUGCUCGUGCUACGAGGAAUCGAAUCGAACGAGUGGACAGACCAACGUACGAACCAACCGCGAUCGAUCGGAGAGCGAGAGUGACAGAGUGACUUGAAGAGUGUGACGCGGAACAGGCGUCGAGAGAGGAAGCAUGUACCGUGGGCAUCGCGGAACGACGUUACACGCGUGGCCGCCGAGAAGAUAGCGACCCUGUCCUCGUGUAGGUAGCUCGAACGCUUUAUCCGAGUGUGUGGUGUAUUCUAACACGAUCCAACUUUAAGAGAAAACGCGCUUUGAAGAAGAAAACGCUGGCUCGCGUGCGAGUGGUUAACGCUGGUAUCUCGGUGCGCGGUACGCGUACGAGUGAACUCGAGAAGAGAACAGCGAGACGAUAUGCGUCGCGUGUGCGUGUAUCGCUCGCCGGAUCGCGACGAUUACUCGCGUGCUCGCUCGACGUGUGUGCGCGCCUUCGAUCGGCCUACCAGAGGCGGAAGAAACGCAAUGGCCACCGAGAAACGUUCUCACGGCGAUCAGAACCGAACCAGUAGAAUUUCUUCGAUCGUAAUGGGAAAUCACCUACGCUUCGUUGCUAUGUGUCCCUGCGCGGCUACUGUGUCUUCCACAGUGCUAUACAGACACCGCUAUAUAUUUAUAAAUGCCUGUGUGUCGUCGUAUGUAUGCCUGUACGCAUGGAGGAGUUGCACGCGCGCGCGCCGACGCCAAGACCCGCUCGCCGUCCUUGAACAGAAGAUACAUAACUAGAAACUUGUUAUAAGAAAUCAAAGCGCAGUGGAAUGAAACAUCGUUCAUUACGUAUAACAUUGUAUCUCUCUCAAUUACGUUAACCGAUGAGAUUGCAUUACGAAGCGUUUUCGUAGGUACACGAAGAUAGAAAGCGGCUUUGGGGAGCAAGAUGUUUUAGUCGGCAGCGUUGCAGCUGAAUAUAUACAAGGUAGGCGAAGGUUUAUUGUUCCAAGGAUAGGGGGUGACCGGCGAGGAGCGAGAAGAUGGAGGGUAGCGGUGCAGGAAUUAGCAGGCUCGACUGCUACGAAGAUAUGUUUAAGGAAAUAACCAGAAAAUUGUAUGGUGAAGAUCCUGAUCAUAGAACUUCGAGCGUUCAGAACGAGUUCGAAACUUCUGUAUCGUACAAAACCGAAGAGGAUACCGGAAACGGGACAGAUAGUGAUGAUGGAAACUGGACCUGCGAAGAGGAGCCUUUGAAAGGCACCGAUGGAAGUCGUAUUGCUGCUUAUCACGCUGGAAAAGCGACGUGGAGGUGCUACGAAUGCGGUGAUUUGAUGGGAGGUGGACCACGGGAUAUAGCUGAACACUUCAUGGAACUUCACUCGUCAAGGAUUCUUGGAGACGAUAGCAGAAACAGGCAUCAUUCGCCUUCGAAGGAUUAUCUACAGUCCGAAGAAUUAAAAGUGGAGGAUGUGAUUUCCUACCUGGAAAGGCUGCGUGAACGAGUAGAACGUGUGGCACCACCAUCCAGGAGAACUCAGGAAACGCAAACAGUGCCUGCAGCACUCUUGCCUGUCACCUCCACCUUUCUGUUACAAGAAUUACCAUCAGCUCCUGCACCACAACAUUUGCACCAGAACACCACCACGAUGUCUUCAGUGACAGUGACACCGAGCGUGAAGCGGUAUAGCUGUCCAUAUUGUCCUUAUGGAACGGAUCGCCGCGAUCUGUACACACGACACGAAAAUAUCCACCGGGAGGAAAAACCGUUUCAUUGCUAUAUCUGCUACAAACCGUUCAACCGCGCGGAUCAUGUGAAAAAGCAUUUCUUAAGAAUGCAUCGCGAGCACGGUUACGAGUUAUCAAGGAUACGCAGACCAGCUGGAUCCAGUCCACCAAAGCCUCUUCAACAAGAAGCAGGAAACGCGAAUACUGGAAAUGUGAAUACGAAUGGCCAACCGCAGCAACAACACACAAAUUACUCGUCAGGAUUUAAUAAUAACAAAAAUUACCAGUUGCAGCCGAAUGCUGGCAAUAAUACAGCUACUAACGCGGGGGGAAUUUAUCAAGGAACAUCGAUGCCUGCUCCGGGUAUUAUGCAACCUGAUGCAGCGAACUGCGCCACUGGAAGAAGGGUGCAGAAUGGUGGAUGUAACAGCAAGAGCCAUCUUAAGGGAAGCUCUAAAGGUGCUCAGGAACGAAGGUACACUUGCUGCUACUGUUCCUGGAGCGGUGUGGACAACUGGUGUUUGAAACGGCAUCUAAACACACAUUUGAAGCCGUUUGCAUGCACCCUUUGCGAGUACAAAGCGGCGCGUGCAGAACGCCUAGCCACUCACGUACUCAAGGUGCACAACAGACGGCAAUGCUCAAGGUGCUCGUUUCUUGGCGAAGAUGCGGCCCAAUUACAGAUGCAUCAGCUGCAUGUGCAUCGAGUCAGCAGUGCUAACGCACCCGCGACCUCUACUACUCAAGCUACACCACCGCCUACUAAUCGCCAUCAACAACCUUUGCAUCCCGCAGGAGGAGGACGACCACCACCUGGUCCACCAGUUUUUCCAGCUCCAGCUCCAGCCAUCGCACCUGCUACUACUGUGAUACCACCGACAACGAUACUCGGCCACGAGAUGGUAAACUCCCCUGCAACUGCAGCGACAAUGGCGUACCCGACCUUGGAGGAGGAGAGGCGGUCGAGCUGGCACGAGCACGGCCGCAACCACGACCAUCGUCGUCGCCAUCGUCAACACGACGCCAACCAGAUCGUCGAUCACCAUGAAACCGAGAUACUGAGACGCGACCUCGUUUCGUUUUACGCCGUAUACUCGUCGAACGUCGAGCAACACGACGACCGUCAUAUACACGACGAACCGUGCACCGGUUGUUCCAGUCGUGACUUUACUUCUACUUUACUUAAUCGUGAUUUUGCGCACAGCUAUCGAGCCGUUCCCGAAGCGAGCAAGGGACAGUCAGCCACGGAGCCGUCUGAGUUUCUUUGGCUAGGAAACAUCCAGAGAAAAUCGUACGAGAGGCGACCGAGGAAGCAGAGUCAGCCCAGAAAGGUGACAGGGGUCCAGGAGUUCGAUGACGAGGACACGACUUGUUCUGAGGAGGAGAGCCAGGACAAGAAGCUAGAAGAAACAACAUCCAGUCCUAUAAAGCAGUGUCCAUCCAGGGCUAUCACCUUGAUAGAUAUGAAAUCUAGGUAUCGAAAUCAAUUGAACAGAAGAAAGUUGCUCAAGUGUCGUCUAUGCCCCAAGGAUGCACUUGCUAGGGGAUCAAUUUGUUCAGCGUACCACACCAAAGUCUCUCUCAUUCUCCAUAAACUAUGGAGACACAAAAGGAACGAAAUGAUAAAAAAUUGGGUAGAUAGGAACAAUUCGUUGUCACAACUGCCCUCCAUCACGUUGAAGGCGACGGUGUUCACCAACCCUGGAUACGAAUACGACAGAUAACACUCGAUAACAAAGGCAACAUCGUACAGAUGGAUCUCGAAAUGCGAAUCUAAAAAGCUGCUUUUCGAUCAGAGGAAGUACCUUCUCCUUUUAACAAAUUAAUUUUGUAAUAAAAAUAUCUUUUUAUUAUGACAGGCGGAAAUGUUCUUGUAAGACGUUUUGUUCGGAGAACCUACAGAAAGGACUUUUUAGAAAGUUAUUACUAGGAUUUGAUUUGUUCAACUGCCAUUGUACUUAAUCGUAAUAGGAGGAUAUUAUUAUUACAAAGUUAUCGAUCUCAUGGGAGAAAAUAUGUGAUGAAAAGCGCUGGUGCCUUUCGGUAUUCAUCGCUUUAAACUUUAGCUUCCGGAUUCAGGGUAUUUGUAUCGUAUUGGUUAAGAAAUCCGUAGCCUUCGUCUUGUUUGGAGGAUAAUAUCAGAUGCUGUGAAGCGAACGUCCGUUUCUGAGAAAUUAUUGAUGUUCCUAAUCAAGACUUCGGACCACAUCUCUUGUGAAGUUUGAGGGUAUUGAUCGAUUUGAAACGAACGGUCCAUGUUUGGUCGAUGAACUACGGCGAUAGGUGCGGAAACUUUCUCAUAGCCAACGAAACAAUUUUAGAUAGAAAAGAAUUUUGUCGAGGUUGUAGGGAUAAAAUGAUAAAGGAGCCUUUCUGCUCUCGAUUAAACCUUUUUCGGACGGGACGAUGAUUCUAAGAAAUUGAAACAGCGAAACAUUUAGCACAUAAGAAGCAACUAAUCGAAAGUACCUUGAGACUCGAGUUUUUAUCCUCGUAAGCACAUUCAUCCGCAUUCGACUUUAGAUUACCCACGACGAACGUCGCGAAGACCAUAUUUUUCAGAAAAGAUAACAGAUAAAAAAAGAUGAAAAAAAAGAAAUGCAAAUUAAAACGAUAUUAAUGUUGGAUGAUCGUCCCUAAUCGAUGUCUUGUGCGUAUGUCCAUCGUCCGUCUCUGUAAUUACGUAAUUAUUUUCGUUUACUGAUCAGUCGAUUUUGCUAGCCUAAAAUAUACUUACGGUGGGUCUGUGUCUAGUCAAAAAAAAAGAAAAAAAUAGAAAAAUAUCAAAAAAAAGGCGAAAGAAAAAAAUGAUUAAGACACGCGAGUCACGAAAUUUGUGCCUAGCCGUCAGACAAGCACCAUAUUUAUAUAAGGGAUAUUUGUACAAAAACAUCUUGUUUAUGUUAUUAUAUGAAAUAUAUUAUAUCUAUCGUACUUAAACAGGGGACGUGAGGAGCCCAGACAACUGUAAACUCUCAGAGAAUAUCCACCUCAUCUGUUAUUUCUCUGAGGUUCUGCGAUUUCUGGCUUUUCAUUUCACACUCCCUUCCAUUUAAGCAUACGGACAUAAAUGGAAAAGGAUUUAAUUGUAUUUUUUUUAUAGUGAUCGAAAACCGUGUCUUUCAAUUCAUUUACUUUAAUAUUCUAAUCUUCGUUUAUGUACUAUUAUUAUUCGUUUUUCUAAUUGGCAACAAUUUCGUACUAAAUUAAUUGCUGCAAUACGAUGAUUGAAAUACUAGCAGAUUCGAGAGAUGUUCUGCGCGAAAUUAUUUCCAUUGCAAAGAUUAUAAUCGUAUGUGAAGUGAAAUAAAAUAUGUUGAAGUCA
Bombus terrestris (buff-tailed bumblebee) is the source of this 5163-nucleotide messenger RNA. RefSeq lists its product as uncharacterized. Gene Ontology annotation, molecular function: chromatin insulator sequence binding. Gene Ontology annotation, cellular component: chromosome. The transcript is spliced from 10 exons. The record is from RefSeq and is a predicted model, not a curated record. Lineage: Eukaryota; Metazoa; Arthropoda; Insecta; Hymenoptera; Apidae. Bases 1154 to 3562 code for a protein of 802 amino acids. Gene Ontology annotation, biological process: regulation of transcription by RNA polymerase II.